UAUGGUCAUCAAUAAUACGCAAUCUUUUCACUGAUAUACAUUACAUUCUGCGCUUAUAUUUUUAUAUUAUUUUGCGUAAUACUGUUGUUGUUAGAAUGCGGGUCCUUUAAAUUAAACGAAACUUAUUUGUGUAGCGCGUGUUUAAGUAGCGCAGGUUUGUUUAUAAAAUCUUCUGUAUUUAUAUUGACUGCUUUAUUUCAUCUUCGUGAGGAUUCACAAUGUCGGGCAGUUUUUAUUUUGUUAUGGUGGGUCAUCACGAUAAUCCAGUAUUUGAGAUGGAGUUUCUUCCUCCUGGAAAGGGAGAAUCAAAGGAUGACCACAGACAUCUGAAUCAGUUUAUCGCUCAUGCUGCACUUGAUCUGGUGGAUGAGAAUAUGUGGAUGUCCAACAACAUGUAUCUGAAGACUGUGGACAAGUUUAAUGAAUGGUUUGUCUCUGCCUUCGUCACUGCAGGUCAUAUGAGAUUUAUAAUGUUGCAUGAUGUCCGGCAAGAGGAUGGAAUCAAGAACUUCUUUAAUGAUGUUUAUGACCUGUACAUCAAGUUUGCAAUGAAUCCUUUCUAUGAAGCAAACACACCGAUUCGCUCCACAGCAUUUGAAAGGAAAGUCCAGUUUCUUGGGAAGAAACAUCUCCUUGGUUAAUGAUUUUAAACAUGUACAUUUGCUUGAAUUUUGUUCUCAUAUGGAUGUGUAUUUUGUGUGUUUAUUAAGCAUCUUUCUAUUUCAAAUACAUAUUUCAGUUAUUUACUUAAGCUGUGAUAUGUUGUGUGUAUAUCAAAAUAAAGAGAGGAUCUAAAGUG
Messenger RNA from Misgurnus anguillicaudatus (oriental weatherfish), 799 nucleotides. It is a transcript of the gene trappc2, whose product is annotated as trafficking protein particle complex subunit 2. NCBI's taxonomy places the organism in Eukaryota, Metazoa, Chordata, Actinopteri, Cypriniformes, Cobitidae. The record is from RefSeq and is a predicted model, not a curated record. Gene Ontology annotation, biological process: endoplasmic reticulum to Golgi vesicle-mediated transport.